GGGCGGCGGAGCGGAGCGGGGCAGAGCCACGGCGGCUGCAGUGUAGAUCUGGAGUCCAUCUCAGCCUGAGCUCCUGGGAUCCUGUCGCCAUGGAGACCGAAAGUGAGCAGAACUCCAACUCCACCAGCGGGAGCUCCAGUUCUGGAGGAAGCACCCGGCCUCAGAUCUCGCAGAUGUCUCUCUAUGAGCGACAGGCAGUACAGGCCCUGCAGGCACUCCAGAGACAGCCCAAUGCAGCCCAGUACUUCCAUCAGUUCAUGCUCCAGCAGCAGUUUAACAGUGCCCAACUUCACAGCCUGGCUGCUGUCCAGCAGGCUACAAUUGCAGCCAGUAGACAGGCCAGCUCCCCCAACACUAGCACCUCGCAACAGACCACCACCACCCAGGCUUCUUUGCAUGCUAACAGUGAUUCUCAAGCUCAGCAUACAAAUGAGAUCAACCUUGCCACCACCUCAGCUGCUCAGCUGAUCAGUCGGUCCCAGAGCGUGAGCUCCCCGAGCGCCACCACGCUGACGCAGUCUGUGCUCCUCGGGAACACCACCUCACCACCUCUCAACCAGUCACAGGCACAGAUGUACCUGCGGCCGCAGCUGGGGAACCUGUUGCAGGUGAACCGGACCUUGGGCCGCAAUGUGCCUCUCGCCUCCCAGCUCAUCCUGAUGCCCAAUGGGGCUGUGGCUGCUGUCCAGCAGGAGGUACCACCCACUCAGUCUCCUGGGGUCCACGCAGACACAGACCAGGUGCAGAACUUGGCUGUGAGGAGCCAGCAGACCUCUGCCACUAAUGCCCAGCUCCAAGGCUCUGCUCAGAAGACAGCCCUGCCAGGAAGCUCCCAGGCUUCGGGCUUACCGCAGGCCACCAGCACGGGCCAGACCAUGGCGGUGGCCCAGGCCUCCUCCAGCGGGGCAGGCCAGUCCCUCAACCUGAGCCAGGGAGCUGCGGGCAGCAAUGGUGUCUCCGGGGGUGUGGUGGCCAGCGCUGGGAGCCAGCCCCCGAUGGGACUGAGCCAGAGCUCCUCAGCAGGUGCCACUGGCAGUUGCCAGAGGAAGGGCACCGGCGUGGUUCAGCCGUUGCCGGUGGCGGCUGCCCAGGCCGUGACUGUCAGCCAGGGGAGCCAGACGGAGACGGAGAAUGCAGCUGCAAAGAAGGGUGACACAGACAGUGCUGGACAGCAAACGGUGGGCAUGAACCUCACCAGGACCGCUACACCAGCACCCAGCCAGACGCUGAUCAGCUCAGCAACAUAUACGCAGAUCCAGCCACACUCACUGAUCCAACAGCAGCAGCAGAUCCAUCUGCAGAAGCAGGUGGUGAUCCAGCAGCAGAUAGCCAUUCAUCACCAGCAGCAGUUCCAGCACCGCCAGUCCCAGCUCCUCCACACAGCCACCCAUCUCCAACUGGCUCAACAGCAGCAACAGCAGCAAGCAGCAUCUCUGACCCAGCAGCAGCAGCAGCAAGCUCAGCCUCCGCAGCAGCAGGCUCCCCCUCAAAACCAGCAGCAGGCACAGACCCUUGUGGUGCAGCCUAUGUUGCAGUCCCAGCCACCGCAUUUGCAGCUCCAGCAGGACAGUCCGUGCCAGCCAGCCACCAAGUCACCCGUUCCUAUCCAGUCAAAAUCUCUGGUCACCCCCAUCAAACCCUCUCAGCUUGGGCCUGCCAAAAUGUCAGCCACACAGCAGCCUCCGCCACACAUCCCAGUGCAGGUAGUGGGCACUCGGCAGCAGGGCUCAGGCCAAGCCCAAGCGCUGGGCUUGGCUCAGAUUGCUGCAGCGGUGCCAACGUCCCGGGGAAUGCCAGCUGUAGUCCAGCCUGUUUCCCAAACCCAUGCUGCUUCCCCAUCAUCGUCUUCAGCUCCAGCAUCCUCACAGGAAGCUCCCCCUCUCACCACAGGGGUGAAUUUGGCACAAGUUCAAGGCACAGCCCACAUGGUGAAGAGCCCAGCUUCCUCUCCAGUUGUGGCUCAGAUGCCAGCAGCAUUCUACAUGCAGUCUGUCCAGUUGCCAGGCAAAUCUCAGACCUUGGCAGUAAAGCGCAAGGCAGAGUCAGAGGAAGAGAAGGAGGAGCCAGCCAGUGUCACCAUACUCCUGCCUGCCAGGUCCUCUCCUGUAACAGACAGCCCCAAAAACAUGGAGGAGAAGAGUGCCCUUGGAGAUAAUUCUGAUACCGCUGCCAUUGCAACCCCAAAUGCCACGUCAAGUGAAGGAGUCUCAGCCACCCCCACCUCUGCUUCCACCCCAAACUUGGCAUUGAUGUCACGUCAGAUGGGAGACUCCAAACCUCCUCAAGCCAUCGUCAAGCCCCAGAUCCUCACACACAUCAUUGAAGGCUUUGUCAUCCAGGAGGGAGCAGAGCCCUUUCCAGUGGGUUGUUCUCAGCUACUGAAAGAAUCUGAGAAACCACUGCAGGGAGAGGCUCCUUCUGGUCAGAAUGAAAACCUGUCCAGCAAUUCUCUGGGAGAGGAUAGUGCUUCCAUGGAGCUUGACAAGAAGGCAAACUUGUUGAAGUGUGAAUAUUGUGGGAAGUAUGCCCCAGCAAGCCAGUUCCGUGGCUCCAAGAGGUUUUGUUCCAUGACCUGUGCUAAAAGGUACAAUGUCAGCUGCAGCCAUCAGUUUCGGCUGCAGAGAAAGAAGAUGAAGGAAUUCCAGGAAGCCAACUAUGCCCGUGUGCGCCGACGGGGACCACGGCGCAGCAGCUCCGAAAUCGCUCGAACGAAGAUCCAGGGCAAGCGCCACAGGGGCCAGGAAGACUCGAGUCGAGGCUCUGAUAACUCCAGCUAUGAUGAAGCUUUGUCCCCUACAUCUCCAGGACCCCUGUCAGUAAGGGCCAGUCAUGGAGAGAGGGACCUGGCAAACUCUAAUAUGGCCCCCCCUGCCCCAGAUCUACAUGGCAUCAAUCCAGUCUUCCUGUCCAGCAAUCCUAGUCGUUGGAGUGUGGAGGAAGUGUACGAGUUCAUUGCGUCAUUGCAAGGGUGCCAGGAAAUUGCUGAGGAAUUUCGGUCACAGGAAAUUGAUGGUCAGGCCCUGUUGCUUCUGAAGGAGGAACAUCUCAUGAGUGCCAUGAACAUCAAGCUGGGACCAGCUCUCAAGAUCUGUGCCAAGAUCAAUGUCCUCAAGGAGACUUAAGAACUCUGAAGCCAGAGGUCUCACUUUUGCUCUGACCCCAGGGCAGCUGCCAGUUUUGGAGCAUCCUGCUGGGGCAGGGAAGAAUGGGACAGUCCCCUGUGGUCUUGCAUUCAAGAAGAAUGAGGAGGAAUUUAACUGAUUGAAACUGCCAGGCACAAGCCCAUCUCUUGGUCUCUCAAUGGUGCUACAAGGUUGAGGAAAACUGCCACCUGGGGCCUUUAAACAACUUUCCUUCUUCCUGAUUUUGAAUAUGCCUCCCCUGUAUACACCACAUAAAGAUGUUAAGGGGAUCUCUUUCUGUCUUGAAAGACUUCUGAAAGGGAAUUGCCCUCAACCCUUUCUGCCACAGCAGAUCUGCUAGAUCUUAGCUUUGAAUAUCAUUGCCAGAACACAAGGCAUAGGAAGAGCUGGCCCCACAUGGACAGUGGGAGCACCGGUGCUUGGGGCUUUUCUGAAGGGGAAAUAGCACAUUGCAAGUGUCAGAGGUGACAAACAAGAAUUUGAGUAAAAGGGGCUGCUGCUAUUCCACUCUUAAAAAUACCUAGGCUGCUCAUGAACUGGGUUUAAUAGCCAUUCCAGCAUGCAUACCAAACUUGAAGGCCUGUGGCAAUAGGAGCUGUCUUGUCUUCACUCUGCAUGUCUACAGGAGACAGUAAAGCUAAAGUGUUGUGGCAGCUAUUCACUCCAGGUGCUCCUCUCAGAACCAGUCAGAGGAUUUUUCAUGAGUACUUAUGACAAAAUGAUGGGAAACUCAAAGGGGAGGGGAUUGUUUUACAUUAGGGAACCUUGCAGCACGAGGUCUGUCUUCCCAUUGUGUUAGAGUAUAAUUUACAGAUCCAAAGCAGUCUCCAGAAGCACCAAGGCUUUUAAUUAAAUGGGCUGGGGUUUUGUUUUGUGUGUUUUCUUACCAGUUUGUAUUCUUUCCUUUUUGUGUCUGUCUUUGUUAUCCUCAGGAGAGCUUACAGGACAAAAUUUAGGCUGACAGGAUUGUACUGCUUGCCUCAGGCGUUCUGG
Molecule: messenger RNA, 4136 nt
Organism: Onychostruthus taczanowskii (white-rumped snowfinch)
Lineage: Eukaryota; Metazoa; Chordata; Aves; Passeriformes; Passeridae
Gene: PHC1
Product: polyhomeotic homolog 1
Exons: 16
Coding region: 90-3122 (1010 amino acids)
Cellular component (GO): nucleus; PRC1 complex
Molecular function (GO): zinc ion binding; protein binding
Source: RefSeq, a predicted model, not a curated record